UGGGAAGUGCAGUUAGCCCUGCAGGCACUGAGCACGCCGUCCUUUCAGCCAAUUCAAGGAUUGAAGUUCAGAGAAAAUGCAAGAAUCUGUCUUUGUGCCAGCAGCUGAGAAGGUGGAUAAAGGUUCUUCAUGCUUCUGUUCCCCCCCUCUGCUCCGGGACCCCUGAUGUAGGACAGAACAUCAGCAGGAAACCAACACCAGUAAAAACUAAAGGCCGUUGCGCGGCCGCCAUGGUGACCAUCGUGAUGGAGCGGAUCGGGCGGCUGUUCAUCAGCCUGCAGCAGAUCCGCCAGGUGCCCAGGAUGCUGGCCGAGGCGGCGCCCUCCGUGCCCAGCACGCUCCGGGACACCGAGGUGCCCAGCGAGUUCCGGGAGCGCUACAUCUGCAGCGGCUACCGGCCGCUCCACCAGCCCUGGCGCUACUACUUCCUGUCCCUGUUCCGGUGCCACAACGAGACCGUCAACGUGUGGACGCACCUGCUGGCCUUCUGCGUCUUUCUGGCCAAACUCCGGCAGAUUUCUGAGAGCGUGGACUUCCUGGACGACCGCCACUCGUGGCCCCUGCUCAUCCUCAUCGUCUCCUCGCUGAUCUACUCGGCCUGCAGCGUGGCCGCUCACCUGCUGGGGGGUAAAUCCGAGCUGUGCCACUACUGCUUCUUCUUCCUGGACUACGUCGGGGUGGGCCAGUGCCAGUACGGCAGCGCCGUGGUCCACUUCUACUACGCCAUGGACGAGACCAUGUACGGGUACGUCGGCGGGGCCUUCAUGCCCGUGGCCGCCCUGCUCUGCUGCCUGUCCUGCCUGGGAUGCUGCUACGGGAAGCACCGCGCUCACAGCCCCACGCCGGCCUGGGUCUGCAAGAUGUGCCAGGUGGUUCCCUCGGCGCUGGCGUACUUCUGGGACAGCAGCCCGGUGAACAGCAGACUCCUGGCCUGGUCCGGGGACGACCCCGUCAAGGUCUACUACCUGGGGCAGGUGCUGCUCUUCCUCAGCGCGGCCUUCUUCUUCACCUUCCCGCUGCCGCAGUGCGUCCUCCCCGGCCGAUGCGACUUCAUGGGACACAACCACCAGAUCUUCCACGUGCUGCUGUCCUGCUGCACCCUGUGCCAGAUCCACACCUACCAGCUGGAGCUCGCCGUCCGCAGGGAGCUGUACUCCCGGCUGCACGGCGGCGGCGACCCCGCUCUGCUCGUCGCGCUCUAUGUGUUCACCUUGGCCGCGUGUUCGCUGAUCGCAGCCUUCAUGUUCCUCAAGGUGAAGCAAGGUUUUGACCGAAAAGCCAAAUUUAAAUAGAGGAUUGGGACAGAUUCACCACACAGCAAAAGCCACAGGUGGAAAUACUUGCUUUUUCCAAGUGGAGGCUUUGCACUGGGUCACUGGAUUGUCUCCGUUUGGAAAUCUGACAGUGAUGACAGGAUGAUCUGUGCACAAUACUUCUCAUAUUUGCUUGCACUCCCAACUUUUAAGUAAAAAAACCAAACAAAAAAAAAAGAAACCCCUCUUGUUUUCAUUUAACAUCAGACUUGGUACUAAAUAUCAACCUUUUACACGCCACUCAUUGAAUUAUUUACCUUUCGCACGUUUCUAAUUUCUAAGUUAUAUUUUAAGAAAAUGCGAAAUUAUUUUUAUUUGUUAAUGGGGGUUUUUUCCAAAUUUUUAAAAACAUACCAUUUUAUUCAGUCAUGAACGUAUAUUAAAAUCUAUUUUAAAGUGUGUAACCGACCAAACUCCCAUCCAUUUCAGAAUGUCUGAAAAUUAAAAUGUCAAACAUUUCUUGCUGGAUUUUCAAGAAAGUUGAUUACAAAAGGACCAAUGAUUUAUAGUGUUCUGUACUAUUCCCACGGGACUAGAAUUACCUGUGGACCUCUGGUAAUUUGUGAUUCACCCCCUGACAUCUGUGUUUUCUCUUCAUUGCAUUCGAACGGGACAGAGAACUGUUUGCAGACAUUGCGGCCAGAUAUGAUCCUAGAUGGAUGCGAUGAUCACAAACCAACAAUGUUUAUGCUUCUGUUCUGUUAUGUGCAUCAUAACUCUGAACCUGAAAUGAGCAAAAGAAAUAAAAAAAAUAAACUGUGCAUGAACGUAAACCAAAAUGUGCUUACAAAGAAAGGAGUGAGAACAAAGUAUUCAAUAGUUCUAAGUUCUAAUUGACAAUAACAGGGCCUUAGUGUGAAUGUCUGUCCAUACUUAUAAGGGAUAUUAUCUAAACGGUUGUUUCCUUAACAACUACAAGUGAAUUUUCCUCCAAAGCUGCAGCUUUCCUCCCAUCAGCAGACAGUUCAUCCAUAUUUCCUGCUGAUUUUUUACUUUUUUUUGCCUCGUACAUUCACUAAGCUGUUAAAUAAUUCAUAUUGUGAGGAAACAAUGACUUGGUUUGAGAUAUGUUUUUCUCUUUUUUGAAGGAUGGUUCAUGGAUACGGUAAAAUCUGAGAAUCGUUUCACUACAUCUUCACAGAAUCAGGCGAUGGAGCAGUGCAACAUGUCCAGUGAUUUAGUCCAAAACUUUCUGUACUUCGUUAAUUGCUGAGAAUUUCAUUCCUACGCUUUUGUACCAGUUUGUACUUGUUUUAAAAGAGAUAUUCAGAUGAUUCUCUCAAUGUUUACAUGCGUGUGGAUUCAUUUUUUCCACUUUGUGCGCACAGUUUUGUCAUUUAGAAUUUAUUGAAGUUUGAAAAUUAAACAUUUCAAGCUGUGG
This is a messenger RNA of Salarias fasciatus (jewelled blenny), 2694 nucleotides long. RefSeq names its product membrane progestin receptor alpha-B-like. Gene Ontology annotation, cellular component: plasma membrane. The record is from RefSeq and is a predicted model, not a curated record. The coding region runs from base 231 to 1292 and encodes 353 amino acids. Gene Ontology annotation, molecular function: nuclear steroid receptor activity; steroid binding. The transcript is spliced from 3 exons. NCBI's taxonomy places the organism in Eukaryota, Metazoa, Chordata, Actinopteri, Blenniiformes, Blenniidae. Gene Ontology annotation, biological process: response to steroid hormone.